This is a messenger RNA of Arachis ipaensis, 2475 nucleotides long. RefSeq lists its product as uncharacterized. The record is from RefSeq and is a predicted model, not a curated record. NCBI's taxonomy places the organism in Eukaryota, Viridiplantae, Streptophyta, Magnoliopsida, Fabales, Fabaceae.
AUAAACACUCUCCAAGUGAAAAAUUGUUCUAUCAAAGAGAUAUUCUGCUUUGAAAGGCCUAGUUCGGAUUGCGCCCAAUUUCUACCACAUCUUAAAGAAUUGAAGUUGGCUUCUCUUUCAGAACUAAUUUCCAUAGGAUUUGAACGCUCUUGGAUACGAGAAUCAUCAAUUCUCAGAACUCUGGUAACCUUAGAAGUAAAAAGCUGCUCUGGUUUAACAAGUUUAAUUUCUUCUCCUGUUUGUUUCUCCAAUUUGACACAUUUGACUGUAUCUGAAUGCGAUAGCAUGAUAUAUUUGUUCACAUCUGCAACAGCUAAAAGUUUGUCUCAACUCAAAGAGAUGAAAAUAUCUAAUUGUAAAUCCAUCCAAGAAAUUGUGUCUGAUGAAGGAGAAGAAUCAAUUCAUAAUGAGAUAGUAUUUGAGCAGCUGCAAGAGUUAAGAUUUCAAGGUUUAAAAAACCUUAGAAGAUUUUACAAUGGGGAUUUUACCUUAUGCUUUCCAUCGUUGGAGGAAUUGGAAGUAAUUGAGUGCCACAGGAUGGAAAUUUUCUGCGAAAGUACCAUCAAUACAAACAAGUUGUCAGCAGUUCUUUUGGAAUAUGGAGAUGCAACCCCAUUGGAAGUUGAUCUUAAUUCUACCUUACUUAAUAUUUACAAGGCAAAGGUUGCAAAAUUUGUGAGGGAAGUAAAGGAUUUGAAGCUCAGCGAACACCCAAUGAUACAUGGAAUAUGGAAUGCUCCAUUUCGAGUUCCAUCCUUGUGCUUCAUCAGAUUGAAGAUCUUGAUUGUGGAAAAAUGUGAAUUCACAUCUAUUGUAAUACCCUCUCACAUACUCAGUUUACUAUGUAAAUUGGAAGAGUUGGUAGUGCGACAAUGUGAUUCCGUGACAGCAAUAUUUGAAGUGACACAUGAAGCAAAAGGCACAAAGAUCAAUUCUUUAAUGUCCAGGUUGAAGAAAUUGACUAUUGAGCAACUACCAAAUCUUGAACAUGUUUGGAAUUCAGAUCCUACUCAACAAAUUAGUUACUUUCAGAGCUUUCAAGAAGUCUAUGUUCGUGGAUGCAACAACCUUCAAAGGUUAUUUCUAACAUCUGUGGCUGAAAAUCUAAAUAAACUUGAGAAACUGGAAGUGACAGAGUGUGAUAGAUUGGUGGAAAUUGUUGCAAAGGAUGAAGUAGUUGUUGAAGGAGCUCCUAAAGAGUUUGCAUUGCAAAGCUUGACCUCCAUAAAAUUGUGGUCUUUGCCAGAAAUGAAAUGUUUUUACCCUGCUCUGCACAAGCUAGAGGAAGUGCACUUAUUCUACUGUAGAAAGUUGAAGACAUUCCAAUUUGAGUCUCAAGAAUUUCAAUGUCCACAAGCAGAGAAUCAAGCCAUUUUCUUGCCAAAAAAGGUAAUCCCGUACUUGAAGUUUUUAGCAGUCAGCAAGGAGGAGAUCAUGAUGAUGUUGCAUGGACAGUUUCAUGUGAACAACCUUUCAAACUUAGAAGCUCUUCAAUUGCAAUGUUUUCAUGAUGAUUCAGAUACCUUACCAUAUGAAUUUCUUCAACGGCUGCCCAAUAUAGAAAACCUCAUUGUAUGUUGUAGCUCUUUCAAAGAGAUAUUCUGCACUAAAAGACCUACCAUGGAUUGUGUGAAAGAAAUUAUUCCACAAGUGAAGUGUUUGCAGUUGAGUUCCUUGUCUCAGCUGAAUUCCAUUGGGUUAGAGCAUUCUUGGGUGCAACACAUUUCUGAAAAUAUUCAAAAAUUGCAAAUAGAUAAGUGUCAUAGUUUGAGGAGCAUAGUACCAAGCGAGGUAUCGUUCUCGAGCCUAAUAGAGUUAAACAUAUCAGAAUGCAAUGGGCUUGUGAAUUUGUUCACACCUUCAACAAGCAGAACUCUGCAUCAGCUGAAGAAUAUGUCCAUAGAAAACUGUGAAUCACUGAAAGAGGUUGUGUCUGAAGAAGUAGAAGAGUUAUCAGGGCAUGUAGAAGAGGAGAUAAUAGUAUUUCAUAAACUGAAAACUCUGUCCCUUCGCUCUCUACCAAACCUUGGAAGGUUUUACAAUGGCAACAUUGAGUUAAAAUUUCCAUCCUUGCUUCAUUUGUUGCUAAUCGAUUGCAGCAAGAUGGAAAGUUUCUGUGCAGGUACAGUAUCUGUGAACAGCUGGAUGGAAGUUCAAUUCAAGGAUGAAGAAGAUACUGAAGUCGACCCGUUUGAUGAAGAUACUGAAGUCGACCCGUUUGGAGAAAAACAUGCAUUCUUGGUUGAGGGUGAUCUCAAUUGUGCUGUACGGAACGUAUUUGAAGGGUUCUAUUAGAGGAGUCCAAUUCUAAAGAUGGAGUUAAAGACAAAAGAUGCGACACCUAGCCAUAUCAAAGGAGUUGAUGAAGAGAAAAGAUUUGUUGUCACUUUGUCAGUUGCAAUUUGAUUUGUUUUAUAUUAUAGUUGUUUUAAAAAAAUCCAAAAAAAAUUAAAAAUGCAAAAAAGAAAAAAAAAA